CAGACCUGACUCACUCAGUCCGUGCUCUGCCAUGUCUGUGUACAGCCCACUCUCUGCCUCGCUGUGGACUUUUAUCCUGUGCUCGGCUUUCAGCGUGUGGACUCUGGUUGGAGGUGAGGUUGUGGUGAUUGGUUCAAAUCUUCCAAUCAUCGCCGCUCCGGGUGAUGAUGUCAUCCUGCCGUGUCACCUGGAGCCCAGGUUCGAUGUCCAGGGUCUGACGGUGGAGUGGUCCAAACCCGACCUGAAGCCCGACCCGUCGGACCGGCUGAGCCGAGUGGAGUACGUUCACCUGUACAGGGACAGGCAGGAGGUCCCCGACAUGAAGAUGGCCUCGUACUUCAGGAGGACGGAGCUGUUCAUGGACGCCAUGAAACACGGGAACAUUUCACUGAAGAUCCUGAACGUGUCGGAGGAAGACAACGGCAGAUACAGAUGCUUCAUCCCCAAGCUGAGGAGCAGAGUGAAAGCUGCUGUUGUUGAACUUGUAGUCGAUCCAAAUUUUUCUGAAACCUCGACGAUAGAGAUGCUGCUGCUUCCUAGAAACCUCCAAACUCAUGAUCCUCAAGAUGUGACUCAGAGAAAUGUAGGUCGGUCCAGGGUCUUUGUGGGCAUCGCUUUCAUGGCCUUAAUAUCAGUUGCUGCUUUUGCGGCAUAUUUUUCCCUUCGCCUUGUUCAGAAACAAAAAAAACAUCGAGAGGAUGAAGGGACCCAAAACCAGCUAUGACAGUCUAGAUGUAUUGCUUAAAAGAAGUUGAUGAUAAUAGUUCAUGAAGCAUUAAAGUUAAUCUUCACAGCAGACUCUCAACUCACCAUCCUCUUUUGUCCCUCCCAGGUCAUCAUCCUCACCACCUCAGCCUCAUACUCAAGCCUCUUGGCUUGACAGUCGCCCUCCUUUGCUUGAAGCUCUGGUUUGUCGCCGCACCCACCAGUCACUUGCC
Messenger RNA from Oreochromis aureus, 938 nucleotides. Its product is annotated as myelin-oligodendrocyte glycoprotein-like. Lineage: Eukaryota; Metazoa; Chordata; Actinopteri; Cichliformes; Cichlidae. The coding region runs from base 32 to 724 and encodes 230 amino acids. The transcript is spliced from 5 exons. The record is from RefSeq and is a predicted model, not a curated record.